GCGAGAUGGCCUCUGAGUUGAUCCUGAAGUUCUUCCCCCUGGGUCUCCCUGAGGAGCUCAGCCGUGCGUUGUUGGAGAGGGCUCAGGUGCUCCUGUGCAGCCCACGUGUGCAGGAGGCGCAGACAGGGGCACUCCUCACCAAGGUCCUCCUUCAAAAGUCCCAGGACAUCUCCGUGGUGUUACAAGAGGGAUACCACCUGGCUGCUGGGUCCAGAAGUCCCCCGGAGGUGAAGAUGGCGGCUAUGGUCCAGUACCUGCUUGGGGAGCUGGAACUCCAUUACCUGACUGCUCGGACAGACAUGCUGCUUGCUGCUAGGACCAGGCCCAUUCAUGGUAUCCUCUCCGCAUUGCAGAGAUGCCUUCUGGAGAGUCCACGUGCCUCACUUCCACUGCAGGGGGCAGCAUUGAGCCAAAAUGUGAUGGCCACCAUACUGAGUUUGCUUGAGAAAAUUACCCACCUUUUACUAGGCAUCCUGUAUGGGGACAAGGCUGACUGUAGAGAGGAGGAAGAGGCUCCACCUUCCUUCUGCGCCAUGGGAAACGCCAUCCGGACUGUGAUCGCCCAGGGCAGCGGGCAGGAGGAUGAGGGGCAGGGGGAGGAGUGCGUUCUGCUGUCGGAGGAGCACAGCCUGGUGCUCACCUGCUGCUGGGUCUCCUUCAAGGAAAUUGGGAUUUUCUUGGGCGGCCUGGUUGAGGUGGUUUUGGUAGAAAGCCGGGGAGGAGAGCGCCCCCUGAGUACUGAGGACCUGAAAAGGGUGGCAAAGAUAUUCCGAGACAUCUUGCUGAAAUGUCGCCACUGG
Molecule: messenger RNA, 800 nt
Organism: Paramormyrops kingsleyae
Lineage: Eukaryota; Metazoa; Chordata; Actinopteri; Osteoglossiformes; Mormyridae
Source: RefSeq, a predicted model, not a curated record